Molecule: messenger RNA, 793 nt
Organism: Lotus japonicus
Lineage: Eukaryota; Viridiplantae; Streptophyta; Magnoliopsida; Fabales; Fabaceae
Product: sm-like protein LSM7
Exons: 5
Coding region: 135-419 (94 amino acids)
Biological process (GO): nuclear-transcribed mRNA catabolic process; mRNA splicing, via spliceosome
Cellular component (GO): U6 snRNP; spliceosomal tri-snRNP complex; Lsm1-7-Pat1 complex
Molecular function (GO): RNA binding
Source: RefSeq, a predicted model, not a curated record
GUUAUAUAACACCCGCUUCUACUUCACCUUCCCUCUUGGGCUUCUCUUCCCACUCUCACUCUUUACUUCUCUUAUCGUUGUGACGCGGAGUUGCAAUUCACACGAACCCAGAUUUCAAUUCAAUCAAAGGAGCCAUGUCAGGCAGAAAAGAAACAGUUCUGGACCUUGCAAAGUUUGUGGACAAAGGUGUUCAAGUGAAGCUUACUGGUGGCAGACAAGUGACAGGGACUCUAAAAGGCUAUGAUCAGUUACUUAACCUUGUCCUAGAUGAAGCCGUAGAGUUUUUAAGAGAUCCUGAUGAUCCUCUCCAAAUUACUGAUCAGACCAGACAUCUUGGCUUUAUUGUUUGUAGAGGAACUGCCGUUAUGCUUGUUUCCCCAACUGAUGGUACGGAGGUGAUUGUUGACAACCCUUUUUAACAGAUGAGGCCUAAAUGUGAAAUAUUUGUUCCUUCAAUCUAUAUGCUGAUCAAUCCCGUCACUUCACUUACUGAUGUUAAGCCAUUAAUGUGAAGACUCUGAUUAGUAUUUUUAGUAUGUUUGGAUUAGUUUAGCUUUUCUCAAUAUUGGCGUCCAGAAGCUACUCACAUAGAUUUCUCCCUAUUCAUAAUCAAUAUCGGCGUCUAGAAGCUACUCAUAUAGGCUUCUCCAUGAAUUGAUUUUGGUUUUAGAAUCUAUUGUAUAACAAAUUUCAAACAUGCAUGCACUAUGUUUAUUUUGUAAGAUCAGAUACUUUUUGUCCUUCAUUGCUUCAAAUUUUACAAAUAGUUACACAUUGCAUGUGAUUGUUCUGA